ACUCCACGCGCCUCGGUCGUCAGCGGUUACCAUCACGCUGCAGCCGGGCGCGGCGGAGAGCGGCGUCACCUACGCCAGCGUCAUCGCCUCGGCAAAGGCGAGGAUUAACCCAGCGGACUUUGGAGCCCAGGGCGUUCGCCUUCGGAAGGCUGCCAACGGGGGACGUGUGUUUGAGUUCCCGGGCGCCUCCAGUGGCGAGAAGGCGGACUCCCUGGCCCAGAGGCUGCGGGAGGUCCUCGAUGAUGGCGUCGUCCGCGUCUCCCGGCCCGUCAAGACGGUAGCCCUACGGGUGGCGGGGUUGGACGACGCCACCACCGCUGCCGAGGUGGUCGCCGCCGUCGCUGCAGCGGGUGGGUGCCCAGCCGACCAGCUGAGAGCGGGGGCGAUGUCGACCGGCCGCGACGGACUGGGAUCAGUCGUGGUCCAGUGUCCCGUCGCGGCGGCGAAGAAAGUUGCUACCGACGGUCGCCUGCUGGUUGG
Messenger RNA from Papilio xuthus (Asian swallowtail), 480 nucleotides. RefSeq lists its product as uncharacterized. The record is from RefSeq and is a predicted model, not a curated record. The annotation marks the transcript as partial. The transcript has a single exon. Lineage: Eukaryota; Metazoa; Arthropoda; Insecta; Lepidoptera; Papilionidae.